Molecule: messenger RNA, 1674 nt
Organism: Caenorhabditis briggsae
Lineage: Eukaryota; Metazoa; Nematoda; Chromadorea; Rhabditida; Rhabditidae
Gene: Cbr-ash-2
Product: Protein CBR-ASH-2
Exons: 11
Coding region: 1-1674 (557 amino acids)
Cellular component (GO): Set1C/COMPASS complex
Molecular function (GO): transcription cis-regulatory region binding; protein binding
Source: RefSeq, a predicted model, not a curated record
AUGAGGAGUUCAAAAGGGGGAAGAGGGCGCCAAGCAGCACCAAAAGAAGCCCAGACAAGUGUCUGUUACUGUGACGGAACUCGAGAGCUCGGUUCUGUAGAAGUUUUCUGCUCACAAUGCUUGAAGUGGUUCCACGGACGAUGUUUGAAAGAAUAUAACGAACUUAAACAAAGUGGAGUUCCGUUCAUGAUCUGCUACAGCUUCACCUGCAAACAAUGCCGUCCGUUGGCUGAGGAAUGGAAAGCCAAAAAAGCGGAUUUGGUUCACAUGUGUGUUACAGUUUUUGCGACGUUAUCCGCCGAGCAAUUGAAAGAAAACGGAAAACUAUCCGCUGAUGCCGUUCCUCAAGAUCACACUUAUUUAAGCUUACAAGAUACGGUUAUCCCUUAUAUGGACAAAAACUGGUACAUGCUCACUUCGCUGAAGCAGCGGAAGGAUUGGCAAGCCACGCUAGGACCCACGCUGCUUAAAGAGAAGAACAUGUUUGUGCAACACGAUGACGAUGAUGAUCUUUUUGCUUUAGCUGAGAAGAACCUAGCACUUCUAGGCCCAAUGCACGAAGCAGUAAAACAGAUGGGAAAGCGUCAAGCACCAGAGCGAGAGAAUCGGGAGCCUCGAGAACUGCCACCAAUCGAAGGUCCGAAAACUCGUGGCGCUUCUAAACGACGACAUGCGGAAACGCCGGUUCCUGGAAAGAAACAGAAAAUAGCUGCCGAAUACACAUCGACUGCGACGCCCGACGGUGCUCAAGUCGAUAUUCCAUACUGUAAAGAUGGCUAUCGUUAUUUUCUGACUGAAAAGGACCCAAAUGUACCAGAUGAUCCGAAUUGGAAUCCGAACAAUCCAACUGCCUACGUCAUUCCCAGCUAUUCACACCGCGUUCUUAACAGCGAAACUAUGCAUUUGUCAGCUAACGAUAGAGCGUAUCAGCUUUCUAUCGUUGGUAAUACCAUCACAGGUUUCGAGGGCUAUGCAAUGGCUCGCGCUAGUCAUGGAGUUUCGAAAGGAACGUGGUAUUUUGAAGUGAAUUUCGAUGAACAGCCAGAAGAUUCUCAUAUUCGGAUUGGAUGGAGUCAGUUUCUAGCUCCAAUACAAGCUUGUGUGGGUUAUAACAAGUUUUCUUAUGGCUGGAGAUCGAAACAUGGUACGAAAUUCCAUGAUGCCAAGGGCAAAAAGUAUUAUACAGGCGGAUUUAAGCGAGGCGACACUCUGGGUUGUCUAAUCCAUUUCCCGAUCGACAAAAAGACAUUGCUUCCACCGAAUCAGCCAUCGGAAACCUACCUUCCACCGUCCUAUAAAAAUGGAACAUUAAUAAAUUUCAAGUCCAAUAUAUUCUUGGAAAUCCAUGAAGACGCAGCCAAAUUACCAAAGACCUACAAGAAGUGUCUGAUCGAAUUCUUCCAUAACGGAAAAUCGUGUGGAAAAGCGUACGAAAAUAUCUACAGAGGCAACUAUUUUCCAUCGGUGUCCAUUUUUAAGAAUGCUACGAUCACACUGAAUCUCGGACCAAAGUACAAACAUCUGCCGCCGGGAGCCUCGUCUAUUCACUUGAGAGCCCAGGAAAUUCAAUGCGAACAGGCGUUGUCGGACAUGCUAUAUUUGGUAUCAAACGAUGAAGUAGUUCUGAAUUACCCUGCUGUCAAGAAAGAAAUCAAGGAAGAGGACAUGGAGUAA